AUUUAGUAGUUCUCGAAAAGGCCGAGACCGGGGGGGAAAAUGGCAGCUUACAGACGUGUUACUGAGAUCUUGGUCUGUUUGCUGUGCUUUUUCAAUCAAACCACGAUAUCUGGCAAAAGUUACACAAAGGACGAAAUAAACAAAUACAGAGAAAGAGUCCUGCAGAUGUUCCAUCAUGCUUAUGACGGCUAUGUGAACUAUGCCUAUCCUUACGAUGAACUCCGACCUUUGACCUGUGAUGGAUUUGACACAUGGGGCAGUUACUCUUUGACGCUGAUUGACGCUCUGGAUACACUGGCGAUCAUGGGGAACUACUCGGAGUUCAGACGAGUAGCUCACCUCGUGUCACAGAAGAUGGACUUUGACGUUGAUAUUAAUGUCUCAGUGUUUGAAACAAAUAUCCGAAUACUGGGAGGUCUCCUGUCAGCCCAUCUGUUGUCACACAAAGCGGGGCUUGGUGUAGAGCCAGGCUGGCCAUGCUCUGGUCCACUUCUGUCCAUGGCGGAGGAUGUCGCUCGGAGGCUUCUCCCAGCAUUUGACACGAUGACAGGGAUGCCGUAUGGGACAGUCAACCUACGACAUGGUGUACCCAAGGGGGAAACCCCCGUCACUUGUACAGCAGGGGUGGGCACCUUCAUCGUGGAGUUUGGAACCCUCAGUAGGCUUACGGGGGACCCUGUGUUUGAGAAAGUUGCAGUGAGGGCUCUCAGAGCACUGUGGAACUACAGGUCACAACUUGGCAUGGUUGGUAACCAUGUGGAUGUAAACACAGGGAAGUGGACGGCACUGGACUCUGGUAUCGGGGGAGGCAUAGACUCUUACUUCGAGUACCUGGUCAAGGGAGGGAUCAUGUUUGAGAUUCCAGAACUCCUGCAGAUGUUUCAUGAAUACGAAAAGCCAAUCAAUAACUUCAUGAAAAGAGAUGACUGGUAUCUAUGGGCCCACAUGAACAAAGGGGGGAUAACUCUGCCAAUGUUCACCUCUUUAGAUGCAUACUGGCCAGGAAUACAGAGCAUGCUGGGGAACAUUGAUGGGGCCAUGAAGACUAUGCAUAACUUCCACCAAGUCUGGAAGCAGUAUGGCUUCACACCCGAAUACUACAAUAUCCCGAAAAAUGAGGUUCAUAAUGGAAGAGAAGGCUACCCUCUUAGGCCAGAGUUGAUAGAGAGUGCUAUGUACCUGUAUAGAGCCACCAAAGAUCCUUACCUGCUGGAAAUUGGAAUAGAUAUACUGGAAUCAAUAGAACACAGCACCAAGACCAAGUGUGGUUACGCCACGGUGAAAAAUGUAGCAACACAUGAACUUGAAAACAGAAUGGAGAGUUUUUUCCUGGCAGAAACAACAAAAUAUCUCUACCUGCUUUUUGACACAGAAAAUUUCAUCCACAGCAAUGGUAGUUCAGGCACUGUCAUUCAGACCCCUAAUGGGGAGUGUGUGAUUGAUGCUGGUGGGUACUUCUUCAACACGGAGGCUCACCCUAUAGACGUCGCCAGUGUAUACUGCUGUAGCGCUCAGAAAAAGGAAGAUGACAAAGUCAUACAAGGCAUGCAUGACCAACUUGACCUAUUGUCAAUGUUUGGCAUCGUGGAGCCAUCCGACACUGUCAGAGGUACGAAGUGGAAAAAACUUCGCAAAGAUAUAGAACAACAGCAACAACAGGAAGCUAUUCUCCAAAAACUGGAGCAGAGCAAGCUAGCGUCUCUUAAACGGGAAAUUGUGGAAAUUAAAGCAGAGACUAAAGAAACAGUUAAAGUCAUCAUAGGUGAUAAACAAUCUGAAGGAGAAGAAAAUAAUCAAGAUGUUAAAAAAGUCAAAAUUAAUAUUUCAAAACCUGCAGACUUAGGACAGAUGAAUGGCGAAAAUCAAAAUUUAACAGCAGCACUAGAUUCUUUGACUGAUAUACUACAAGAUAAAGAUAGUGACGAUAAAAAAGAUCAGGAUAAAGAAAGUGAAGACUCUCAAAGUACUGAAUCUGAAAAGGAGAAGAAUCUCACUCCCACAGACUCUGACUCUAACAGUGUGGACAAGGAUAAAUUAGAAUCAGUAGAUAAUAUUGAUAAAACAGAUGCAGCUUCCCAACCUACAGAACCUGAAAAGCAGAAAUUCAGUGACACUUCUCAACCAAAGGCCCCUACAAAGUCAUUUGCAGAUCAUGUGAAAGAAAAGUCUGCAAAAACAAGUUCUUUGAACUCCGCAACAGCCAAUUUAGAUAAAUUAUUUACUUUUAUUUUAAAUAAAUUCAGUAAUAAAGAGCCUGCAGAAAAGGUGCCCAAUAUAUAUACACUGUACAAACUUAUGCAGUACUACCCCCUCGGGUACAAAACUAACCCGACCAUGAUGGUUUGUCCAGCUCAACCCUUCCACAUGAGGAUGUCUGUUAUGGGAGAAAUGUUUAAUGAUGUAGGGAAUUAAAAUUGUGAAAUCCGAA
Molecule: messenger RNA, 2428 nt
Organism: Mizuhopecten yessoensis (Yesso scallop)
Lineage: Eukaryota; Metazoa; Mollusca; Bivalvia; Pectinida; Pectinidae
Product: ER degradation-enhancing alpha-mannosidase-like protein 2
Exons: 10
Coding region: 40-2412 (790 amino acids)
Biological process (GO): endoplasmic reticulum mannose trimming; mannose trimming involved in glycoprotein ERAD pathway; carbohydrate metabolic process
Cellular component (GO): endoplasmic reticulum; membrane
Molecular function (GO): mannosyl-oligosaccharide 1,2-alpha-mannosidase activity; calcium ion binding
Source: RefSeq, a predicted model, not a curated record